This is a messenger RNA of Venustampulla echinocandica, 465 nucleotides long. RefSeq lists its product as uncharacterized. Lineage: Eukaryota; Fungi; Ascomycota; Leotiomycetes; Helotiales; Pleuroascaceae. The coding region runs from base 1 to 465 and encodes 154 amino acids. The transcript has 2 exons. The record is from RefSeq and is a predicted model, not a curated record.
AUGCAUCUCCCACUCCCCUCCCUCCCCAUCGUCUCCCUUAUAUUACUCCUCCUCCAGCCAGCUGCGGCAAAUCGUUACCUUUACAUGACCAAUUGUACCGGCAACCCUCAGAAUGGUCCCUGGAUCGGUAUGGCCUUCUAUAACCUCCCCGCCCCGCCCAUAAACAUGGAAAAGCCAUAUGAUAUCAACAUAUUGGCUAUUGGCGCAGAUCGAGCAGCGGCUUUCAAGUGGGAGGGCAGGGGCGAUGGGGCGAUAAUGGGUAGCUGGAGGCUAAGCUUCCAUAUUGACCAGGACGCGGAUAAGUUAGAAAGAGGGGAGAUUGCUGGCGGAGGUACAAAGGUUGGGGAUGCAGGCCGGCAGGGCUUACCGUUUGACUGCUAUAAGGAUGACGAAAGACGGUUGUAUCAGACGGGCAAUGAGACGUAUUGCCUUUCUGACUAUUGGUGUGAGGUUGGAGACGUCUAA